AUGCAGGGCCUCCCCAGACGCGGCGCGCCCCCACCGCCCACCAUCCCCCGCCGGGGCGGCCCUCCCCAGAAACGCGCCCUCCCGCACGUCGCCCGCGUGCUCGCCGUUGCCAGCGGCAAGGGCGGCGUCGGCAAGAGCACCGUCGCCGUCAAUCUCGCGUUCGCCCUCGCGAUGCACCCGCGCCCGGGGAACGCGCGCCCACGCGUCGGCAUCCUCGACCUCGACGUCUUCGGGCCCUCGAUCCCGAAGCUCAUGGCCCUUGAGUCCGCGCCCGAGCCCGCGCUCACCGACGCGGGUGCGCUCGUCCCUGUCGUCAACCACGGCCUGCCCUGCAUGUCCAUGGGCUUCCUCCUCCCCCGCCCGUCCGCUGACGACCCCGCGGACGAGAAGCCGGUCGUCUGGCGCGGGCUCAUGGUCCAGAAGGCGGUCCAGCAGCUCCUCUUCGACGUCGACUGGCGCGACCCGGGCUCCGCCGCGCCCCUCGACGUGCUCGUCGUCGACAUGCCCCCCGGCACGGGCGACGUCCCCCUCACGCUCGCGCAGCUCGUCGUCGUCGACGGCGCGGUCGUCGUGUCCACGCCGCAGGACGUCGCGCUCACCGACGUCCGCAAGGGCGUCGCCAUGUUCCGGAAGGUCGACGUGCCCAUCACCGGCCUGCUCCUCAAUGAGUCCCACUUCAUCUGCCCGUCGUGCGAGGACAGGCAUGAACUGUUUGGCUCCCCAGCCGCCUUCCGUGCGACCGCCGCCCGGUUUGGGGCGGACGUCCUGGGGGAGCUCCCUCUCGUGCAGGGCGUGAGCCAGGUCGGCGACCGAGGGGUGCCGUAUAUGCUCUCCUCCGAGGCGGACGGGGGUGGGUCCCCGGGAGGGAAGCAGUGGAAGGAGACGAUGAGUCAAGUGGCGAGUAAGGUCUGGGAUUACCUCGAUCGGCGGUGA
Epithele typhae is the source of this 933-nucleotide messenger RNA. RefSeq names its product P-loop containing nucleoside triphosphate hydrolase protein. Gene Ontology annotation, molecular function: 4 iron, 4 sulfur cluster binding; ATP-dependent FeS chaperone activity; ATP binding. Gene Ontology annotation, biological process: mitochondrial respiratory chain complex I assembly; iron-sulfur cluster assembly. Gene Ontology annotation, cellular component: mitochondrion. The transcript is spliced from 3 exons. The coding region runs from base 1 to 933 and encodes 310 amino acids. Lineage: Eukaryota; Fungi; Basidiomycota; Agaricomycetes; Polyporales; Epitheliaceae. The record is from RefSeq and is a predicted model, not a curated record.